This is a messenger RNA of Condylura cristata (star-nosed mole), 1086 nucleotides long. RefSeq names its product hornerin-like. Gene Ontology annotation, biological process: establishment of skin barrier. The record is from RefSeq and is a predicted model, not a curated record. NCBI's taxonomy places the organism in Eukaryota, Metazoa, Chordata, Mammalia, Eulipotyphla, Talpidae. Gene Ontology annotation, cellular component: keratohyalin granule; cornified envelope. Gene Ontology annotation, molecular function: calcium ion binding; transition metal ion binding. Bases 64 to 1086 code for a protein of 340 amino acids. The transcript has 4 exons.
GCUGCUUCAGUCUACAUCCUGCAUAUUCCUCUGGCCAACUAGAUCAAUUAAAUUUACAAAAAGAUGCCUAAACUCCUACAAAGUAUGGUCACUGUCAUUGACCUCUUCUAUGAAUAUGCCAGCCAAGAUGAGGAGUGUGACAUGUUAAAGAAGGAAGAAAUGAAAGCACUUUUGGAAAAUGAGUUUCAUCAAAUUUUGAAGAAUCCAGAUGAUCCAGACACUGUAGACAUCAUCAUGCAGAGCCUGGAUCAAGACCAUAACAAAAAGGUGGAUUUUACUGAAUAUCUUCUGAUGAUAUUCAAGCUGGCACAAGCUUGUAAUAAAAUGAUCAGCAAAGAUUACUGCCAAGCUUCAGGGUCAAAGCAGAGAGACCACAGUCACUGGCACCAUGAGGAACAGAGUGAAACAGAAGAUGAGGACAAAAGAAAAGGAAGGUCUUCCAGUCCUUCAAGCUGUAAUACAGGAGAGAAUGAUUCCUAUUCCAGGGGCCCCAGAGGGAUCACUAAACACAGACUUGGAUCCAACUCUGGGAGAAAGCAGCCGCAAAGAGACCGUUCCAGUUCUGGACACAGGCAAAGCUCUGAGGAAAGGAAAGACUCAAGCUCAGGACAAUUCCAGGACAGAAAGAAAAAGAAGCACAGUUUUCAUGACGGGUCUGGGAGUGAAGAAGGUAGUUAUUCUCAUUCAAGCAACUGCAGAAAAAGAUCAAACUCAGCAAAUCAGACAGACAGUAGUGGAGAAGAAAGGAGUGGAUACUCUUCAGAGGAUCAGUCUUAUAGUUCUGACCAACACUGUUCUGAUUCAAAUGAAUCCUCACAGAAUAGACAACAUAAGAAGAAAUCAGGGCAAUCCCCUCAUAGGCAGCAUCAUGAAUUCAGCUCAGGGAACAGUGGAAGACAAGACCACUGGUCAAGUUCAAAUGAAACUAGUGGUUGUAGUCAUGGGUCUGCUGUGGCCAACACGGAUCUAGCUCUGGUCAGUCUUCUGGCUACAGACAACAUGGGUCCAUUCAGUCUUCAAGUCAUAAACAACAUGGUUCUGGUUCAGGUCAGUCCUCUAGUUCUGGACCACAUGGGUCGGGAUUAG